ACCGAGAAGAGUGACAGGGCUGUGCGCUCUGGGGCACUUCACGCAGACGGGAGUAGGGAGGCUGUUUUUUGCGCGUGCAUAUGGCAGUGGGGGAGAAGGGGGGGAUCCUGCUGCACUGGCCGCCCAAGUUGGGGGGCGAGCUCGGUGGUGACGCGCGGCCCUCACGUGACCCAGAGCUGCAGAGCGACGCAGCCUUCGGUGCAGUCGUCACUCGCGUCUGGCUACCAGCUCCCCGCUGCCCUGAGCUCGGCGGGCUGGCAUCCAGCCCGGAAAAAAGCGGAGCAGGUCUGCGAGGCUAAGUGUCCCCGCGGCGCACCUCGCAGCGAGAAUCCUGAGGAGGAGGAUACUGCAAGGAUAGGCCCAGAAAAACAACCAGAAAAAAAAAUCUCAUCAUGGCAAAUAUUCACCAGGAAAACGAAGAGAUGGAGCAGCCUAUGCAGAAUGGAGAGGAAGACCGCCCUUUGGGAGGAGGUGAAGGCCACCAGCCUGCAGGAAAUCGACGGGGACAGGCGCGCCGACUUGCCCCUAAUUUUCGAUGGGCCAUACCCAAUAGGCAGAUCAAUGAUGGGAUGGGUGGAGAUGGAGAUGAUAUGGAAAUAUUCAUGGAGGAGAUGAGAGAAAUCAGGAGAAAACUUAGGGAGCUGCAGUUGAGGAAUUGUCUGCGUAUCCUUAUGGGGGAGCUCUCUAAUCACCAUGACCAUCAUGAUGAAUUUUGCCUUAUGCCUUGACUCCUGCCAUUUAUCAUGAGAUUAAUACUGUGAUUCCCGCUGUUUUCUUUUUCCUUGCAUUUUCCUAAUAUGCCUUUACUGAUCCGUUUGCUGUGAACCCUAUGUUAUUUCCGUGUGUCAAGUGGGUCUUGUGUUGCCAGCUUCUAUUUGGAGAUUGCCUUUGCAUUCAGUCUAAUUUUCUGUCAGCAGUAGUUUCACCCAUUUGCAUGGAAAAAUUUAAAGCUAAUAAAGCAAUUUAAAAAGCAAUCUA
Molecule: messenger RNA, 978 nt
Organism: Rhinopithecus roxellana (golden snub-nosed monkey)
Lineage: Eukaryota; Metazoa; Chordata; Mammalia; Primates; Cercopithecidae
Gene: BEX3
Product: brain expressed X-linked 3
Exons: 3
Coding region: 393-728 (111 amino acids)
Biological process (GO): signal transduction
Cellular component (GO): cytosol; cytoplasm
Molecular function (GO): signaling receptor binding
Source: RefSeq, a predicted model, not a curated record